Molecule: messenger RNA, 1609 nt
Organism: Monopterus albus (swamp eel)
Lineage: Eukaryota; Metazoa; Chordata; Actinopteri; Synbranchiformes; Synbranchidae
Product: serine protease HTRA2, mitochondrial-like
Exons: 8
Coding region: 50-1378 (442 amino acids)
Biological process (GO): proteolysis; positive regulation of apoptotic process; programmed cell death
Cellular component (GO): mitochondrion
Molecular function (GO): protein binding; serine-type endopeptidase activity
Source: RefSeq, a predicted model, not a curated record
GUUUGGCUGUGUACGAACUCCUGAACCGGUGUGAUUCAAGUGAUGCAACAUGGCAGCAACUGCUGUCCGUACGCGUUUUUUCUCAGUCCUACGGACACAUACCAUGGGUCAGAUCCGUGGAUUGGCAGAGAGGACAGUCAGCCGGGUGUCUACUGUGAUACUUAACCACCGGGGAGCAGAGGCAAACACAAGCCUAGAAAGGAGAGCUCCUGCCUGGGAGAGAAGAAGUGGUUGGAAUGGCAACACCAGCAGCAGCUCUCUUCUGAUCAAGUCAGUGUCGGUGGGUCUGGGACUCUGUGGUGUGGCGCUUCUGGAUAGUCAAAAAGACAAAGAAGUGACGGACAGAAGCAUCUCAGUGUCCAGACGGUUUCUGGAAUUCAUCCUGUCACCAGCUCAGUGCGCUUCUCCCUUUAAACCUGACAGCCCUCGGUUUAAAUACAACUUUAUUGCAGAUGUGGUCGAAAAAUCCAAUCCAGCUGUGGUGUAUAUUGAAAUCGUAGGCAGAAACCCAUUUUCAGGUAGAGAAGUCCCAGUGUCCAAUGGCUCUGGUUUCAUUAUCAGCAGUGAUGGUCUCAUUGUCACCAAUGCCCAUGUUGUGGCCAACAAGAGAGGUGUUCGUGUGAAGCUCACCAAUGGAGAUAUGUACUAUGCCACAGUGCAAGAUGUAGAUCCAGUGGCAGACAUUGCCACCAUCAAAAUCAGUCCAAACGAUCCUUUACCCACACUCACAGUUGGUCGGUCAUCUGACGUGCGACAAGGAGAGUUCGUGGUUGCCAUGGGAAGCCCGUUUGCUCUACGGAAUACAAUCACAUCGGGAAUUGUCAGCUCAGUACAGAGAGGCAGCGAGGAGCUGGGCCUGUCCAAGUCCAACAUGGAGUACAUACAGACGGAUGCAACAAUCGAUUUUGGAAAUUCUGGAGGCCCCCUGAUUAAUUUGGAUGGUGAAGUCAUUGGUAUAAACACCAUGAAGGUCACUGCAGGGAUCUCUUUUGCUAUUCCAUCGGAUCGCUUGAGACUUUUUCUUGACCAAGCAGCAAAAAGAAAAAGUUCUCGGUCUGAUGAGCCUGAGACAAAGCGGCGGUACAUUGGAGUGAUGAUGCUGACACUGACACCACGUAUCAUUGCCGAGUUGAAGUUGAGAGAUCCAUCCUUCCCAGAUGUGAUGCACGGAAUUCUAAUUCACAGAGUCAUCUUGGGCUCCCCAGCUGACAAUGCUGGCAUGUUACCUGGAGACAUUGUGGUGGAGAUCAACGGGGUGAAGGCAAACACCUCAGAGGAGAUCUACCAGGCUGUCCGAAACGGCAACAAACUCACCAUGGUGGUGCAGAGAGAACAUAAGUUGGUUCAGCUGCAAAUGACUCCCGAGUACACAGAGUGACACUAACCUCGCCAACUUCACAGAUGGACAGAAGGCCAUAUGUUCCUCUACACAAGAAGAAAACUGUGAACCGCCAGGUGGAAAAUAUUUCUGCAGUUAAAAGUUCUGCAAGUCAAGUACAGUCUGUCUUCUUUACAUAGUCGGUGGCAGUGAGCUGCACAAGUUGUGAUUUUUCAAAUUCAGAUCGAAGCAUCAUGAACUUGCCAAUGCUUAAACACCUGCUAGUAUUUA